Messenger RNA from Sclerotinia sclerotiorum 1980 UF-70, 1257 nucleotides. RefSeq lists its product as hypothetical. Gene Ontology annotation, molecular function: DNA-7-methylguanine glycosylase activity; alkylated DNA binding; DNA-3-methyladenine glycosylase activity. Gene Ontology annotation, biological process: base-excision repair; DNA alkylation repair; base-excision repair, AP site formation. The transcript has 4 exons. Lineage: Eukaryota; Fungi; Ascomycota; Leotiomycetes; Helotiales; Sclerotiniaceae. The record is from RefSeq and is a predicted model, not a curated record. Gene Ontology annotation, cellular component: nucleus; protein-DNA complex. The coding region runs from base 1 to 1257 and encodes 418 amino acids.
AUGUCUACAAUGUCUACAAGACGAUCAGCUCGUUUAAGUGCACUUUCUCUCGUCACUGAAAAUCUAUCUGAAACUGUCCCGACUUCUUCUGUGGCAAAAGGUGCCAAGGCUAUACAUGGAGGUAGCCAAGCAGGAUCUAAGGUUAAAAUGAGCAGGAAGAGAAAGACUGAGCUGCCAGAAGCUACAGCUCCUCCAGCAUCUACCAAACUUCCAAAGCCCAAGAAGACAAAGGCAAUAUCUCCAGAAGAAUCCGAAUCUUCCUUGCCCGCAAUAAUUCCAAAUCCCAAGAAGAGAAAAGCUGCUUCAAAAGAAUCUUGCGAUUCUCCAUCCACUGAAAAUGCAAAGCCAUCAACUCCAAAGAAGAGAAGUGCUACUUCUAUUCGCCUUCCUCCAGUGACUCCAACGCCAACAGUCAUCACAUCCAUGUCCAGUCCUUAUAGAGACAUUGACGAUAGUUUGCAUCCACCUCCCGUUGAUCGUCUCGCCGUUCUCAAUGGAACAAAUGCUCCAUUAGUAACACCCGAAACUCACCGACUUCUUGCCAAUAAAUCCAUGGAUGAAGUAUCUCCAUCAAAACCACCUGCUGUCAAAAUAUCAACAUCUGAUAUUUUAGACAAAGCUUUAGAACACUUGAUCAAAGUUGAACCCAAGUUAAAGCCAAUUAUUGAGAAGCAUCCAUGCCGAAUAUUUUCUGCUGAGGGUUUAGCUGAGGAGAUUGAACCAUUCAGGGCGUUAGUCAGUGGAAUUAUAUCGCAGCAGGUUUCCGGUGCGGCAGCCAAAUCAAUCAAAGCUAAAUUUGUAGCACUUUUCAACCCACCUGAUUCAGAUCCAUCUACUCACACAUUCCCGACCCCUUCUGCCAUUGUAGCUACUGAUUUAGCACGUCUCCGCACCGCGGGUCUCUCUCAACGAAAAGCAGAAUACAUUUCCGGCCUCGCCCUCAAAUUCACAGACGGUGAAUUAACCACCCAAUUCCUCCUCAGCGCAUCCUAUGAAGAAGUUUUCGCCUCCCUAAUCCAAGUGCGAGGUCUUGGUAAAUGGAGUGUCGAAAUGUUUGCCUGUUUUGCCCUCAAACGUCUAGAUGUUUUCAGUACCGGAGAUUUAGGGGUUCAAAGAGGAAUGGCGGCGCUACUUGGUAAGGAUGUAGAGAAAUUGAAGAAGGCCGGGAAGGGUGCGAAAGGUGGAGGGAAGUGGAAAUAUAUGGGAGAAAAGGAAAUGGAGGAAAUGGCUGAAAAGUUUAGUCCUUAUAGAUUCUAG